GAGGGAAUUUAUUUGUAUGAAACACCGUAUUUCAUGUGACUUCGUUAAAGUUUACAAAAUUGAUGAGAAAAAUAAGCUACGUUCAUUCAAAGUACAGCUCGCAGUCUGUUUGUGGAAGCGCAUUGAGCUAUUUAGCAUCUAGCUUACGAUGUCGCGUUUAUUGUAGUAGCGUUUACUGUUGGUCAGGUGGUGCGGUUCUGUUUGGGUCCGACUGGGCUCAUUUGUAAAUAUGGAGCAGACUGCUAGCGUCAACGCAGAUCCUGUUCAACACUCUGACAUUAAUGGUCGUGGCACACAAUGGCGGAACUGGGCUGGAUUUUGGCUCCUCGGACUGUGCAACAACUUUGCCUAUGUGGUAAUGCUGAGCGCUGCUCAUGACAUCCUCAAAAAACAAGAGUCGGAAAAUGCCACAGCACCCACACCAGACACAUUGGCUUUGGAUUUCCAAGGUGGGAACAGUAGCAACAGUAGCCGUUAUGACUGCAAUCCUGUCUCUGCUGCGGCUGUGCUGUUAGCUGACAUCCUCCCAACGCUUGUCAUCAAGCUGUUUGCUCCUUUUGUAAUCCACAAACUACCUUAUGGUAUCCGAGUGUUGUUCUGUGCCAUCAUGGCGACAACAAGUUUCAUCCUUGUGUCUUUAUCUUCAGCGGUCUGGAUCAGCAUUCUUGGAGUGAUCUUUGCCAGUAUCAGCUCAGGACUGGGAGAACUGUCCUUUCUUUCUCUCACGGUCUUCUUCACUAGGGAUGUACUAGGAGGUUGGGGCUCAGGUACUGGUGGCGCUGGUGUUGCUGGAGCCUUCCUCUAUUCAGGCCUCACCCAAGCUGGCCUGUCACCCCAAAUUACACUUCUCAUUAUGCUGGUGGUCCCAUUUGCUAUGUUGAUUAGCUAUUUCUUCCUGCUGGUUCCUCCACCUUCCUUACCUCAGUGGAAGAGCAUGGAGACAGAAUAUACAGCUGUGGGCUCAGAGGAGAGACAGGGGCUGAUGGAUGGUUCAGAAGAAGAGGGGCUGGAGAAAUCAACCCCAGAGGACAGAAGCACUGGACCUCUCACAUUCAUAGAGAAACUACAUGUCAUCAAAGGCUUGCUGAAGUUUGUGUUUCCCCUCGGACUGGUCUACUUUGCUGAGUACUUCAUCAACCAGGGGUUGAUGGAACUCCUGUAUUUCCCAAACUUUUUCCUGUCCCAUGCAGAGCAGUAUCGCUGGUACCAGACACUGUACCAGUUUGGUGUGUUGGUGUCUCGAUCCUCCCUGUGCUGUGUGAAGAUCAGGAAACUGUGGGCUCUCUCUUUGCUACAGGUGGUGAAUGCAGCUUUGCUUCUAUCUGCAGUGCGUUACCAGUUCCUGCCUAGUGCCUGGCUGGUGUUGGCUAUUGUCCUCUAUGAGGGUCUACUGGGUGGAGCUGCGUAUGUCAACACCUUCUACUUCAUCAGCAAGGAGACUGAAGACCGACAGAGAGAGUUUGCCAUGGCUGCUGCCAGUGUAGGGGACAGUCUGGGCAUAGCUCUGGCUGGACUUGCUGCUUUCCCUGUCCACAGAUACUUCUGUUACCUGUGACCCAGCCCACACACUGACCAGCAGGAUUUCUCAACAAGAUGUGGGUGCGCUCCAUUUAAGGUUUUUUUUUUUUUUUAGGUGAAAUGAAAAAUGCUGACGUUACUCCAACAUAAUACUGACUCAACGAAAAGUAAUGCAGAGUCCUUGUUGUGGCCCACCGGUCCACCAGCCCACAGAGGUUUUUCCCAGUAUGCCCGAUGGUUCUGUUAAAUUUCAUUGUUAAUGAUAAAACAUUGCUCUAAGCAGCAGAUAGGUCUAUGGGACGCUUCAAUAAUGCCAAUCACAGCAGCUCCUCUCAGAAAUAACAGACAGCUUAAUGAGCCGAGACUUUAACAGGAAACUUUCAGUUCCCUGAAUAUUAGCUUACCUCACCCCAUGAACACGGCAUGCCGCAUUCAUCAUACAGCAUCCCACAUCUGCUACCAGGGGCAGGGUAAAAUAUCUGUUUCAGGAAACACUGAAAGUCCUGUCAGUGCAUGAGUGUGCACACUUUUAGUAAACAGUCAUACCUGUGGGCUACACAUUGUAGAGCCAAGAUGUGCUUCUGUUUGUUAAAUUCAUUUGUAACGCAGCUGCAUUUGUUUGCAUUUUCAUGCUGCGCCCAAUACUGCCACUACUGUAAAUACUGUGUGCAUAAGUCUUGAGAUCUUUGAUAGAGUUCAGGAAGCACUAUGAGGACAGCCACUAUGCUCCAAAUGAUCUGAAUGGAUCCACGUUAAAUGUGAAUGGAACAGCUCACCGGUGUGUAGAAAAUGCACAGAGGGUCAAGUUAAGUACCAUUAAAUCCUGCAUGGAGUCGUUUUGAAUAUGUAGUCAGUCAAGGAUAAAGGCAGGCAAAAUUUAAAAAUGUGGGUACAUUACAGAUACCUGUUACUGUAGUAUGACUGAGGCGUUCAAUGUAGGAAAUAAAGCACUUAAUACAUUCUACAAACAGUACUGGAAGACAGUAUCGGUAACACUCAGUCUCUAAUUUAGCCCAGCACAGACUACAGUUGUAUUUUGAAGGAAACUUUGAUGGAAAGUAUUCAGAAAGAAAGAAAAAAGAAGCAAAGAAGAAGAAAACAUAGGAAACCAAGCCUAAUCGAGCUUUUCUUUUCUGGUUUGAGGCAUUCACAUUGACUUAAACUUGUGUACAGUUUACUGGGACUGUUGGAAGCCAGUCACAUCAACAGUUACUGUCAUAUUGCUGAGUGUCCGCUGGACAAUACAAAAAGUCCCAGUAAAAUGUGGAAGAGAGGACGAUGUCGCCUUUAACAUGGUGAAGCUCGUGUUUAGCAAACUGGCAAAUGAAAAGCUCUUUUGGAAAGAUAAGGAGCCAAUCUGCUACUGGCUCAAAGUAAAGUAAAAGGCUCUCGACUCAACUAAUUUUAAAUAUGUAGGAAUCAAUUCUUUGGACUAUUUGGGGCAGCAGAGAUCAGGACGUAAAAACAACACUCACAUGUUGUCACCUUACAAAGUUGACAUGUUGAGACCAAAGGGAGAAAAUGGCAAAUGCCUUUUGCUUGUAAUUAAGCAACAAUGUUCCAGCUUUAAAUUCAAUUAAAUUGAACGACUUCUUACGGUUUAACAUGAAUUUCUUCUAACUAUGUUGACUCCUGGUUCAUAUAGUAUCUAGUCGUCAUGGUAUUGAAUACUCAAUAGCUUUAAUCAACUGGGCUGAUGUAUGGAUGCACUUUGGAUCAAAUGGCAUCGUCUGAAUAUUUAACUAUGUUUCACAGCUGAUUUAAUUCUAAAGAAAGAAAGAACACUAGUUCCCACAUUGGACUCUUGACAGCUCUGAAGUUCCUUGAACUAAAAUGUUUCUGAAUGACAGGACAAAAAUCAUAAAAAUAUAAAUCUUCUCAUUUUCAAAAAUUACACCUACUCUAUCUUUGUGCUAUUGCUAAUGCUAAUUAUAUGAAACUUGAAGUCAGUGAAAAGGUGUAAUAGCAAAAGAUCCACAACAAUAGGAACAUGUUUUAGGUAUGCCUGUUAUGACUGUUAACAUCACCAGGGCAUUUUGCCUUAGUUGUGCACUAUUUUGCUCAUGUUUUGCUCAAGUUUUUCCCCUUUUUUUGCAACAUAAAUCUCAGUUUUCGUGCUUUCUCAAAGUAUUGCAGGUAAACUUGGUUUAAAAUUUGAUUUACUAAUAGUAGUAAUUAUUACGAUAAUAAUCAAGUAAGAGCCAGCGCAGUUUUCGUGUCCUGAUAUACUUUGUCCAUAUACACAUCAUUUUCUCAAACAUUGUGCACAUUCCUACUGAAAUUUUUAACCACCGACAUUUUAUAUGUUCCAGCUGCUAUUGAAUCGUCAGAACUUUUACAAUUUGAUGAUACUGUUAUGAGCAUGUGCUAUUUUGAACAGAUUUUUACAUAAUUUAAAUAUUUUGAGGUUUACUGUUGAUUUAACUACAUUAGCUAUUAUUGCAUAAUUGAUUUUUUUUUUUUUUAAGGCACAGACAAAGCAUUAAAAUGAAUAUCAUUG
Xiphias gladius (swordfish) is the source of this 4018-nucleotide messenger RNA. It is a transcript of the gene cln3, whose product is annotated as CLN3 lysosomal/endosomal transmembrane protein, battenin. The coding region runs from base 230 to 1555 and encodes 441 amino acids. Lineage: Eukaryota; Metazoa; Chordata; Actinopteri; Istiophoriformes; Xiphiidae. Gene Ontology annotation, cellular component: membrane; lysosome. Gene Ontology annotation, biological process: lysosome organization; regulation of intracellular pH. The transcript is spliced from 15 exons. The record is from RefSeq and is a predicted model, not a curated record.